GUUCAUUUUAUUAACCAAAGCGCGGGCACCUGUCAGUGACGAUGAUGAUGACGAUGGCGGUCCAAUGGGUGGAGAUGAUGACGACGACGACGAUGAUAAUUUUGGUGGGGACGUUGACCAUGCUUUGUUUGGUGAAGGUUUCAUGGAGGGAGGACCUCUGUUUGAGGAUGCUCCAAUGGCUGAAGUCUCUAUGGUCUCUGAAGUUGCUCCCAUGGAUGCUCAUGCUAAACAAGUUGAGAAGAUCCAAGCUGUGGUCCAUGAUGAUGGUCCAGAGACCACAGGGGCUGGUGUGUCCACCAUGCCCAACCAGACCACACUAGUCCAGAAUGAGGAAGAGGCGUUUGCUCUGGAACCACUAGAUGUCACUAGUGUCCAUGGCACAGAGAAGAGAACAAAAAGGAAAAGAAAACUGAUCGUAGACGAACAGAAGUGUAUACAGAGUGAGACCAUGAAGUUACAGCUAUCUGAUGCGUCUGACAUCCUGACGACCCUUGACCUUGCCCCGCCCACCAAAAAGCUGAUGCACUGGAAGGAGACGGGAGGGGUGGAGAAGUUGUUUGCCUUGCCAGGGAGAGCACUACCCAGUAGGGUGAUAUCUAAGCUGUUCAACAAAAACCUGGUCACACAGCCAGUCACAGAAGAAGACCAGGAAGCUGGGGAGAAGAUUGAGCUGUCUGAGGAGCCGGAGGUGGCCAGAGAGGAGGAACAGCCAACCAUGGCACUGGAGGAGAUUUUGCCUCCACCAGAACAGGAAAGCACAAUCGUACCACAAGAAAAAUCUGUCACCGUGGAACCAGAGAAGAAACGCUCUCGAAAAGAAAAAGCAGCUGACAAGGAAAAUCGCCUGGAGAAGUCGUCCAUUUUGGACCAUCCUCCUGUCACACCAGGACCUGAGGAUAAUGAUGUUGGGUUGAUAGAUUUUCAGGACAAUGUUGAACUUCCCGUUGAUUUAGAUGGGCAGCCAGUGGAGGAGACGGCAGAACAAGAAGAGAUUCGAUGGAACAAGCGCUCUCUUCAAAUGCUCCAUUCACUUCAGACCUUACUAAAACGUACAGACAGUAUCAAAUUCCAGGAUGUCACCAAUCGCAAUAAUCGCAAACAGGCUGCGUCGAAGUUUUAUGCCCUCCUGGUGCUAAAGAAGCAGAACGCUGUGCAAGUGGCCCAGUCUGAGCCUUACACGUCGAUUCACAUAAGCAAAGGACCUCAAUUCACUGCAGUGUUUUAAUGGGGAGACCUGCCGUUAGAUUUUAUUUUAUGCUAUCAAUUCAGGAUGUGUAUGAAAGGAACUUGAUUGAUUUACAACUUGUGGGGAUACAAGACCUUUAUUUCAUUGCAGUUGUUGGGGGGGAAAAAGCAUUUGUUCCCGAUUAAUGCCUAAACAUCAGGGCAAGAAUUAACCAAGUUUGAAAAAGAAGAGUUUUCUUUGUCCUAUGUAGAGAAAAAUGGCUGAAAUGACUUCUUUUCAGAUCUACCCAUAUUCUUCAUGUUGGUGAUCUGACCAGUUCAUUACAAGUAUAAAUAUUGUACCAGCCGGCAAUGAGAGCUUUCUCUUUAGAUGGGGUUUCAGAAAGCACAGAAAUGAAAGUUAUUUCUAUUUUCAACCUAUUUAUUGUCGUCGGCUAACUGUUGGUAAACGGUUCAGCUGAAUUAGAGAGAGAUUUUGAUUAAAACCUUGACUGUUUAUGGGAGAGGACAUAUGAUUGGCUAAUAUUGAUACUCGACUUUGGCAGAUAGCUAUGCUGUAGAGGCCCGUCAUUAUACGAAAUUACCUUUUGGCCAGUUAGCAUUGCAUGAAGAGGAAUUUGCACACCCUAUAAAAUAUUUUUUCUUUAGCCAAAGUGAGUAUAUUGACAAUUUAUUUUCUGGAAUUAUUUCAAUUUUCUGUAUCCAAAGUGAGUUAAUUGUCUUCAUCAUUUAGCAAAACUUAAAUAUGCGAGCUCUGCAAGUGUUUAUUGAACAAGACUUCUCAUUGGUUAAAAUUUGCAGAGGAUUUUGUAGCCCAUAUUGAGAUGAUAUGGUGUUUGUGGUUGGUCAAAAUUGUCCAAAAUGGAUAUAAAUAUUAUUGUAGCUAAUUGUAAAUAAACCGCUUUAUGUCUAUUUUUUAUUCGGCAAACUUUUAUAAUUUUAAAAACCGGUAUCAUAUUUUGUCAAACAUUUUUAAUUAACCCUACUGUUAUAGAUUCAAAUAAAGUUCUAUUUGUAUCACCACUGUAAAAGCUGUACAAUUCCACGUGAUGUUUUAAUAUAAAAGGCUAGUUUCUGUCUUUAGUUCAUCUUUUGUAAACGUAGCUUUUUUUAUUUUACAGUGAAAA
Molecule: messenger RNA, 2312 nt
Organism: Lingula anatina
Lineage: Eukaryota; Metazoa; Brachiopoda; Lingulata; Lingulida; Lingulidae
Product: double-strand-break repair protein rad21 homolog
Biological process (GO): sister chromatid cohesion; replication-born double-strand break repair via sister chromatid exchange
Cellular component (GO): cohesin complex
Molecular function (GO): chromatin binding; protein binding
Source: RefSeq, a predicted model, not a curated record